GUUCCUACUCGUGUUUGAGGAUGGGUGAUUGCGUUCUUCCAAGUUACGCUGAUCAGUUUGAUGAAGACGUCGUGCCUUUGCUCGGGAAUGGUCCGCAGGGGUUGGCUGACGAGACGGGUCAGGAUGUGGUCGUCGAGGUGGUCGAGGCAGAAGACGCGCGUGCCGAGGCAGAUGCGUCUCGUCGAGCUAGGUCGGCGGAAGCGGAUGCCGCUCGUGCUGGGAAGAAAGUCUCGAGAGGGGCGACGGGGAGUGCUCCUCCAUCUGCCGGGGGUGGACGUUCGCGGAAGAGGACUUCGCGUCGCAGUCCAGAAGCUAGGCCGUCGAACGUCGGAAGAUCUGCCAGGCGCGAUGAACCAGUUCGGGAAGCCCGUGAAGGAGUCGAUCAUUCGUUUUCUUUCAACUACGGCGCGAAGAAUCACAUGUUUCAUAAUGAUGGGGAUGCCUGCGCGGAGUUGGCGAGUAAGAUUCGCGGUGAUUUCGUUGAGUUUCCUCGAGUCGAUUCUCUUCUUGGGGCGGAUCUCUAUCGUGAUGUAGCUCGUCGGAGUCUUCAGGUUUGUUCCUCCUGGCUUUGCGUUCCUUUAGUAUUUACGUGUGUCUCCGGUUUCUGACUUUGCCUAUCUUACAGUCGCUGAGCCAGAUGAACCGCUUGGUCGGUUUUUAUGAGGAGAAGGUGAGGGCCGCUAUGAGGGAGAAUGGUCUG
Molecule: messenger RNA, 700 nt
Organism: Arabidopsis lyrata subsp. lyrata
Lineage: Eukaryota; Viridiplantae; Streptophyta; Magnoliopsida; Brassicales; Brassicaceae
Exons: 1
Coding region: 21-608 (195 amino acids)
Source: RefSeq, a predicted model, not a curated record